Siniperca chuatsi (mandarin fish) is the source of this 3856-nucleotide messenger RNA. Its product is annotated as F-box/LRR-repeat protein 14-like. The transcript has a single exon. Lineage: Eukaryota; Metazoa; Chordata; Actinopteri; Centrarchiformes; Sinipercidae. Gene Ontology annotation, molecular function: protein binding. Bases 601 to 1812 code for a protein of 403 amino acids. Gene Ontology annotation, biological process: SCF-dependent proteasomal ubiquitin-dependent protein catabolic process. Gene Ontology annotation, cellular component: SCF ubiquitin ligase complex. The record is from RefSeq and is a predicted model, not a curated record.
AAUAGAGCUGGUUUAUUCAUUUGUAGAGAUCCGGGAUGCUCCGACUCUGCUGGAAAUGCCUCAGAAGUAAAGGAGCCUGGCAGUUUAUCUAUAUGAGCAAACAGCUUUGUAGAUUAAAAAAAAAAUCUGCAAACAAAAAAAGUUCUUGGAUACGCUUUGCGAUGAGCUGGAGUAAAUGAUAAGUUGUUUUGGACAUCUUGGACGAGGAGGAGAGUCGGCUUUGAAGCUCACAAGUUUAGACAGCUAACGCUACGCCGACGUUUGCUAACGUUAGCGGCGCAAUAGCCUAGCCUGCUAGGUAAAUAUUACGACUGCCUUUCGGAGUUUCCUGCAUUUGCGUCCACGGUGUCAACAUAAGAACUGUGUCGUUAGUAGUCAUUUUGUACCAUCAUUUUAUUAAAUAUAAUAGUACGCUUCGCUCCAACGAGAUGGGUGGAUUUUUGUUACGUUACACACAAAGCUAACUGGCUAUAGUUAGCCUGUUCGUAUGCUAGCUGACAUUAGCUAAGCAACUUCGGCAGGAGAGUUUCGGCGAGCUAACCACGACAGUAUUGUCGCUCACAAUCAACCUCUGCUGUUAAAAGCAGACAGCCUGCAGUCAUGUUUGAAAUGGAGACACAUAUAUCGUGCCUUUUCCCGGAGAUCUUGGCCAUUAUUUUCAGUUAUCUGGACGUUAAAGACAAAGGAAGAGUAGCCCAAGUGUGCGCGGCCUGGAGAGACGCGUCCUACCACAAGUCGGUAUGGAGGGGGGUGGAAGCCAAGCUCCAUCUGCGGCGAGCUAACCCGUCUCUGUUCCCCAGUCUGCAGACCAGGGGGAUCAAAAAAGUUCAGAUUCUCAGCCUCAGGCGAAGUCUGAGCUACGUGAUUCAAGGGAUGCCGCACAUCGAAAGCCUUAACCUGUGUGGAUGUUUCAACCUCACAGACAACGGACUCGGACAUGCCUUUGUGCAGGACAUCCCAUCCCUGCGGGUGCUGAACCUCAGCCUUUGUAAACAGAUCACUGACUCCAGCCUGGGCAGGAUUGCCCAGUACCUCAAAAACCUGGAGGUGCUUGAACUUGGGGGAUGCAGCAAUAUCACGAACACAGGCCUGUUGCUCAUUGCCUGGGGCUUGCACAGACUCAAGAGCCUUAACCUGCGCAGCUGCAGGCAUGUGUCUGAUGUGGGCAUCGGUCACCUGUCAGGCAUGACCCGCAGUGCUGCAGAGGGCUGCCUGUCCCUGGAGAAGUUAACCUUGCAGGACUGCCAGAAGCUGACUGACCUUUCUCUCAAACAUGUCUCAAAGGGCCUGAACAAGCUCAAAGUGCUCAACCUCAGCUUCUGUGGAGGGAUAUCGGAUGCAGGGAUGAUCCACCUGUCGCACAUGACCCACCUGUGCAGCCUGAACCUGCGGUCGUGUGAUAACAUCAGCGACACAGGGAUAAUGCAUUUGGCCAUGGGCUCCCUUCGGCUAUCUGGACUUGAUGUCUCCUUCUGUGACAAGAUUGGAGACCAGAGCCUGGCUUACAUCGCCCAGGGGUUGUAUCAGCUCAAGUCCCUCUCUCUUUGUUCCUGCCAUAUCAGUGAUGAUGGCAUUAACAGGAUGGUACGCCAGAUGCACGAACUCAAGACUCUCAACAUUGGACAGUGUGUGAGGAUCACAGACAAAGGGUUGGAGUUGAUAGCUGACCACCUGACCCAGCUGACAGGGAUUGAUCUGUACGGUUGUACUAAGAUCACCAAGAGGGGUCUGGAGAGGAUAACGCAGCUCCCGUGCCUUAAAGUGUUAAACCUGGGACUGUGGCAGAUGACUGAGAGUGAGAGAGUGAGGUGAACGCGCCCCUAUUUAGUGUACAUGUGUUUCUUUGUGUAUAGUGCUCAGUUGUGUACUGAGAGGGGCUGCCUGUAUCCAUUCUUAAUUUUACCUUCCAAACUGUGACUAAAAACAAGGAGAGGGACUCGGCAUUGAUCACUGGAAUAUUGUUCACCUCUGCUGCAAUACUCCACUCUUACUCACAUUUUGUUUCAGUCUUGUGCUCUUUUUCGAUGUGCAUUGUUUAAUCUCAGCCUGUGUACAGUUCCUACUAUCUAGCUACCUCACCCAUCAAACACAGGAGUGCCUACUAUCGCUGAAUUCUAGAUUACAUUGCAUAUUUUUGUGGCUCGCAUACCAAUGGAGAUUUUGAUAUUUAAAAAAAAAUCUCAUUGCAGAAUAAUAGCUAGGCAUUUUAACUCUUGACAGAAAGGCUGGAGUACCUUGGAUUGAAGUUUUUUGUUUGUUUUUUAUUUUUUGGCUGAUGUAUUUUUUACUUGUGUAACCAAUAUUUUUUGUAUUGAAUGACUGUUGUUGACAAAAUUGUACUUCAAAUUGAAGUGGGUGGAUCACUCCUGUCUGUCUUUGUUUACCUAUGUAUAGUUGGCUAUGUUUCAUAUUCCUGAGGAAAUAAGCAUGUAUCAGAUGUUCCAGUAUGCUACUCUGUCAAAGGUUCAUCAACACAACUACAGUAAUUAACAGCUGCCAAGGCUAUAUGCAAUACCUUUUUUAAAACUGGUUAUCAGUGGUUUUUCUCCUGAGGAGCUUCCAGCAAUAGUGUCAGAGUAUUUGUUUAAAAAAGCAGUAAUUUAAGAUUGUUUUAUAUUCAUACAGUAGUGAUAUUUAUGAAUAAAGAUGGCAAAUAUGUUUGAGUUUUAUGUGCUUUACUUGUAGAAUUUGUAACAUUUUUACCAACAAUUAUUUGAUUUAUGAUCAUAGAUCUCUAAGGUUUGUGCAGUUUAGGGCGCCUUUUGCAAUGUCUUUCGUCUGUAAAACUAUAGUCUUAAUUGCCAAGUUUUUUAUGUAUAUGCUGCAUAAGAUAAUCAGGAGAAUGCCUUUUAUUUCUUGCUUUCAGGGCUCUAUAAUACUGAUGAGUGCUUUGAGGGCUCUGCCACAGACAUGUUGGGCCCUGUAUGCUUACUUUUUUGAGGACAGCAAUCCUACAGAAUUCGCUUGAGGAAACAACCCACAAUUCAUUGCACUGAACACUUUUGGGAUGAUGCACAAAGAAUCUGGCGAGAUUGCAAGCACUGUGUUUAGUUGUCUUAUGAUGACAUCCUGUUUUCCAAAUAAGUUUUCAUCCUGAAACUUUCUUGGAAACAGCAGUUGAAAACAUUUUAACCACAGGGUCAAUUUCAUAGCUUUUCUGUUCUGGAGCUUUCAAUUGGCGUUUAAUGCUCAGAAAUCAAACAGCUACAAAUCCAUGACAACUGGACAAACUCUGCUUAGGACGAUUGUGUGAUACGGUUAAAAGCUCCAGAAGAGCUACUAAAUGGACCUUGAGGUGAGAUUAGUUUUUUCAGCAAGCUUUCAGCCGAUAUGAUCCAGGAUAUUUUAUUUUUUAUUUUUUGCUAACAAUCUGGGAGCAAACAACAAUCACUCCAGUUAAUUGAACUACAUAAAAUGUGAGCUCCACUUUACAGCCACAGAAAAGCUGUUUGUGACAAAGUGCUUUUAUAUUCCUCAUAUAGCAGAUCUCUUGCACCUUUUUGCACUCACAUGUACACUGAAUAUACAGAUGGCAUCCACUUCUGUAAAUCUCUAAGGGUUUGAUACUUGUGUGGACUUCGACUGGGGCGUUGAGUCUAUCACUGGCCUCUGAUUGGGCAAACAAAAUCAGACAUUUCUUGAGGAGUUAAAUAAAUGAACAUAGACAGUGGGCAAGUCUGUGGCCAGUUAAUCAAUGUAGAACUUAAUUUCCACAAUUACUAAUGGUCUUCCUGGAAAAGCAUACGUAUUUGCCCAGGAUAAACAUGGGUUUAAAAACUUUACUUUGCCAACUCCACUUAAAUGUCAUACUAUACAAUUUGGUUUCCAAUAAUAAAGGUGCUCAAGUCUGAAACUA